AUUGAAAGAAUUGGUGGUAUUUGGAUGUAAUCAAGUGCAGAUACUUGCUUUAGAACUUCUGAGUUAUUAGAGAAAAUGCAGAGAGAACCAACUUGAAAACCAGAAUCAAUGCCCUCUAUUCUUGAUCAGUAAGUCUAGAAGAACUAAUAGUGGAGAGGAAUGAGAGCAUGAAGGAGAUAUGGCAUGGUGAUGAUGUGAAGGAUGGCAUUCUUUUCACCAAACUUGAGUCUUUGCAACCUAAAGUUCUUCCAAAACUAGAAAGCUUCUGCUCAGGAAAUUGCAACUUUGAAUUUCCAUCUUUGGCAAAUGUAAUUGUGAUGGAAUGUCCAAAUAUGCUGACUUUCUUUGAGGGAGAAGAAGGUGGCCUUAACCCCACAAUACAACAGUUGUUCACAAAAAAGAGUGGUGAUGACGCUGAAGAAGACUGGUUUGAUGCUUUGGAUAAUUUGUUCGAUUAGGAUGAUGUUUCAGAAGAAGCUCGAAGGCUAGAACAGUGGGUUUAUUUGUACUUCCCUCAAUUGUACAGCCCAACUUCUUCACCUUUUCCGGCCUUCCCUUCUUCCUCCGGCGCCGGCUUCUGGUUUUCGGCUCCAAUCUGGGAAAAAAAGGUGGUGCAGAGGAAUGUUACGUUUGUUUUCCCCUUUUUUCUCUAAUAUUGUUAUCUCACAAUUCCUGUUCUGGGUGUGUUUAGCUAAUGUAUGGUGUCGUUGAAUUGAACUGUUAGAAUGCCCCUUGGUUAGCUGAGCUUUAAAAGAUGUUAAAAAUUAACAUGGAGGAAGUGAUCCUUCUUGUUGGUUUAUUCUCUUCUUAUGGAAAUAGAUUUUGGUUUGAUCACCAUCAAAAUUUAUUAGUCUUGUAAUUCUUCUUUGUUUUAUAUAUAUAUAUAUAUACAUAUAUAUAUAUAUAAAAUGAAUAUGGUGAUGUCUG
Messenger RNA from Rubroshorea leprosula, 927 nucleotides. The record is from the annotation of a GenBank genome assembly. NCBI's taxonomy places the organism in Eukaryota, Viridiplantae, Streptophyta, Magnoliopsida, Malvales, Dipterocarpaceae.